CCUAUUGACACAUUCGGCGUGACACAUUUUGCAGGGUAAAUAAAUUGUGUAAAUUCCAACCAAAUUCUCCGUGAAACCCUUGGCCACAAGGAAUGGUGAGCCAGGGGAAUGCGAGGAAAUACAAUGGCUAACACCAUUCGCCGAGCCUCGACCAAAUGCAAAGCAAUUGGGCACUCCACGGCCUCGGUGAUACGGUCUCUGAGGAAGCUCACUCCGACAGCCUUCAAAACACUGCGCCGGGCACUCGCCAAGUUGGAGCACUUGGGCACCAUGGGUCAGAAGCUUAGGCUCAGCGAUCGGGAGCAGGAGGCCAACAAGAUCAUAAUGGCAGUCAAGAAGGAGGAGAUCUCCAAGGGCAUACUAGAUCCCAGCCAGUUUACUCCAGGUCAGCACAUCUUUAAGACCCUGACCGAGAUACGGAAGUCGCCGAUCUUCAAUCUGAUCAAGCGAAUGCCCAAGGGUGGGGUACUCCAUGCCCACGAUACGGCGCUUUGCAGCACGGAGUAUCUCAUAGGUUUGACCUAUCGCGAGAAUCUUUGGAUCUGCACGACGGAGGAGGGCUGCAAGGCCAUUGCCUUUCGGUUCUCCAAGGAGAAACCCACCCGGAAGCCCAUGGAGGAAUGCAAUUGGGAGCCAAUGGCCGAAUUUCGUGAUCGGCGGGGCGAAGCGAAUGUGAACCGAUACUUCAGACGCCGUUUUAGCAUGUAUCCUUUUUCUAAAUUCAUUUCGAAUAAUCAGGCAUGGGCACACUUCAUGGGCAUCUUCAUUCUGCUGGACGGUUUGCUGUGCCACGCCCCCGUUUGGGCUGACUACUACUACAACGCCCUCAAGGAGUUCUCCGAGGACGGGGUGCAAUAUCUGGAGCUGCGAUCGCUGCUUCCCCCACUCUACUGCAUCGAUGGCGACAUGCUCACCAUCCGGGAUACGGUGGCCAUUUAUGAGUCCGAACUGAAACGCUUCAAGGCCGACCAUCCAGAUUUUAUUGAUUCCAAGCUGAUCUAUGCCCCGCUACGAGGUGUGGAGCCCAGUGUGGUCGAGCAAUAUGUGCAGACCGCUGUGGAACUUAAUAAAGAAUUUCCGAAUUUUAUGGUGGGCUUCGAUCUGGUGGGCCAGGAGGAGCUGGGACGACCGCUGAAAGAUUUUGUGGAGCCGCUGCUCAAGAUGCCCGAACACAUAAACUUUUAUUUCCACGCCGGUGAGACCAACUGGUUUGGAUCGCCCAUAGACGAGAAUCUGGUGGACGCCAUUCUGUUGGGCAGCAAGCGAAUUGGCCAUGGAUUCGCUCUCACCAAGCAUCCGAUGGUAAUGCGAAUGGCCAAACUCCUGGACAUCGCCAUCGAGGUGUGUCCCGUGUCCAACCAAGUGCUCCAACUGGGCGUGGACUAUCGCAACCAUCCGGCGGCGCUCCUCCUGGCCGCCAAUGUGCCCGUCGUCAUAUCCUCGGACGAUCCGUCCUUCUGGCGCUGUGCGCCGCUGUCGCACGACUUCUACUUCGCCUUCCUGGGCAUUGCGCCGAUGAAGGCGGACCUGCGGUUCCUUAAAAGCCUGGCCAUCAACUCCAUCCGGUACAGUGCCCUGGGAGGCGAGGAGAAGCGGUUGGGAUACGCCAAAUGGGAGAAGCAGUGGGAUAAGUGGAUCGACGACGUGGUGGAGAAGAAGUGUAGUUAGUUCCAGUGCCUGUACCAGAUUCCAAAUCAAUAAAACACAAGUACAUAUUA
This is a messenger RNA of Drosophila elegans, 1718 nucleotides long. It is a transcript of the gene Adgf-B, whose product is annotated as adenosine deaminase 2. Gene Ontology annotation, molecular function: adenosine deaminase activity. Lineage: Eukaryota; Metazoa; Arthropoda; Insecta; Diptera; Drosophilidae. The transcript has 2 exons. Bases 109 to 1668 code for a protein of 519 amino acids. Gene Ontology annotation, biological process: inosine biosynthetic process; adenosine catabolic process. The record is from RefSeq and is a predicted model, not a curated record.